This is a messenger RNA of Andrographis paniculata, 1687 nucleotides long. Its product is annotated as probable serine/threonine-protein kinase PBL23. NCBI's taxonomy places the organism in Eukaryota, Viridiplantae, Streptophyta, Magnoliopsida, Lamiales, Acanthaceae. Bases 735 to 1562 code for a protein of 275 amino acids. The transcript is spliced from 5 exons. Gene Ontology annotation, biological process: protein phosphorylation. The record is from RefSeq and is a predicted model, not a curated record. Gene Ontology annotation, molecular function: protein kinase activity; ATP binding.
AAGUAGUCCAUCAAUGGCGGCCAGCCCCGGACGGUUCCAUUUCCAUCAAUGGAUCGAUAACGGUUGGAUGCUCGACUGCCGCACGAUGAGCAUCAAUCGAGAGCCGGCGAUGGCUUCGAUUGACAAAACUCCCAUACCUAUCUAUGUAAGGCGAUGUGGAGUUAGCCAUACCAUAGGCUAUAUUUAGGUAAUAGCGGCAAAGGAAAUUAUAUUUCAGGGAGGAGGAAAAACUGCGCCCUUGAAUCCUUUCUGUUUCUCGAGAGAUCAGAAAGGAGGAAAGCUUUUGGUUCAUUCCGUAGCUUGAUGAACAUUCGGCUGGAAAUUACAUCUGGGUUGAAGAUAGGUCUAUUUGGGGGAUUUGAUGGUGGUGUGCCAUUGCCUGAAAUGGUAAGGCUGAGAUAACGCAAGGAUAAAGGAAGGAUGUUGAGCUGUUUUUCGUGUUGUAUGCAACAAGAGGAAACACAGCAGACAUCCUCGGAGACUAAUGUUCGAGAAUUCAAGGAUACAAAGCACCUCACCUCCAUCACUAAUCUUUCCUUAAAAACUGAUUUGCAGAGAGCCUCCAGCUAAGGUAUGUAGCUGACGAGAUAGAAAAGCUUGGGAAAAACAACAUUGAUUCAGAGAGUUUCACUUUCGAGGAGCUGUCGGCUGCAACUCAAGAAUUCGACCUUAAAACACUGUUAGGUGAAGGCGGCUUUGGCAAGGUGUACAAAGGUCACCUUGAAAACAAAAAUAUGGAUGUUGCAGUGAAGCAGCUUGACCGUAAUGGUUUCCAAGGAAAUAGAGAAUUUUUAGUUGAAGUUUUGAUGUUGAGUCUUCUUCAUCAUCCGAAUCUUGUUAAUCUAGUAGGAUACUGUGCCGAAGGAGAGCAGAGAAUGUUAGUGUACCAAUACAUGUCGAAUGGUUCUUUGGAGGAUCACCUACUAAAGGUGGACUCGGAUAAAAAACCACUUGAGUGGGAUAUAAGGAUGAAAAUCGCACAGGGGGCAGCAAGAGGGCUAGAAUACCUACAUGAAGUAGCCAACCCUCCUGUAAUUUACCGAGAUUUCAAGGCAUCCAACAUACUCCUUGACGGCGAGUUCAACCCGAGACUUUCUGAUUUUGGGCUUGCCAAAAUUGGUCCUUUGGGUGGGAGGAGCCAUGUCUCCACCAGAGUGAUGGGAACCUUCGGCUAUUGUGCACCAGAGUAUGCGUCCUCCGGCCAGUUAACUACCAAGUCUGAUGUAUACAGCUUUGGAGUGGUGUUUCUGGAGAUGAUCACCGGUAGGAGAGUGAUCGACACCUCUAAACCAAGUGGAGAGCAGAACCUAAUCGAAUGGGCGCAACCCUUGUUCAAAGACAAGAAGCUGUUCAAUUUGAUGGCAGAUCCGCGGCUGGAGGGGAAGUAUCCGGAGAAGGGACUCCACCAAGCGCUUGCCGUUGCAGCAAUGUGCCUCCAGGAGGAGGCCGACACUCGUCCUCUCAUCAGCGACGUCGUUACUGCCUUAGAAUUUUUGACUCCACAAGAUGAUCAGACACAGGCAAAGAAGGAAGAAGAUGAUGAUAAUGAUAAUGACAAGUAAUCCUUUCUCCUCUGCUACUAACUUUUACACCAUACUUCAGCAGUUUGCUUGUUUGUCUAUCAGUUUCUUCAGCUACAAUUGUAAAAAUUAUUUACUUACAUAUAUAUAUAUAAAUGUGUGUGUAA